Symbiodinium necroappetens is the source of this 9750-nucleotide messenger RNA. The record is from the annotation of a GenBank genome assembly. NCBI's taxonomy places the organism in Eukaryota, Dinophyceae, Suessiales, Symbiodiniaceae.
AUGGGUGCUGGGCCAAGUUGGCAGGGAAAUGAUUGUGUGGAUCCAUGCUGCCGUCGCAAACCGGGAGAAGAUGACGAGACUGGAUCGCCUGUGGUGGAGGGAUUCCCUGCUCACAAUCACGACAAGGAGCAACCGCAGCAAAAGAGAAAUGAGGGCUCGGAUGCCAUAGCGCUGCCUAUGUCGCUGCAGGUGUCUAAUAUUGAUGGAAAGCAUGGCAUCCAAACUCUUGCUGUUCCCGUCGCUGUAGCGUAUUCUGGAGCGUCUCCUACGAGCAGCCGCAGUUCAGCAGCUUCUGUUGCAAGAUUGACUCCGAGCCAAAGGCAUACAAAGCGAAGAUACUCUGAGGUCGACAUGGCAAUGGUCCGAGGCAUUUCGCUCCGCAAAUCCCUCGGGCGUCUCGGCCGUGUUUGGCGCUACAACCCUUCUACCUGGCUGCCGGAAGAUCGGCUGGCAUUGUGCAAUCUGUCGGCCCCAGCAAGAUCCUUCAAUGUCUUUUUGUCCCACACCUGGUGGACGCCAGGCAGAUGGAAGUUCCUCUCGCUGUCCUUUCAGUGUGGCUGGUGCUAUGUCCUUGCUUUAUGGAUCCUGACGGUGGCGCUCACUGCUUCGUUGUGCUUAGAGGAUGUUCUACCCAUGCCCAUGAAGUACGAAGCCCGAAUCAUGGGCUUCACUGACGUCUGCCCCAUGGGCAUCUGCGUUUUGUGCAGCAGUCUCCUGGCGACUGUGCUGGGGCUUCUGUCGACGCCCUAUUGGCCAAGGUGCUUUUCUUUCGCAGACACGGGCUUCAUUGAUGUGACGUGCAUCAACCAAGUGGACAAGCGGCUCAUGGAGCGGGGCGUUUUCAGCAUCGCCGGCUUCCUCGGCCUGGCAGAGGAGCUGCGAAUCCUCUGGAGCGCACCAUACCUCUCACGGCUCUGGUGCGUCUUUGAGCUGGCAGCAUACAAGAAAGUGAACCCAUCGGGAAAAGUUGCCUUCCGGCCCCUCUUUCUUGAGAGGGUCGUGGCUCUGACCAUGGUGGCGCAGUACGGUGUCUGCCUGCUUCUGCUGGUGGCACGGGAUGUUUUCGGCCCUGGCGUCGUAACAUUUGUGGCAUCCUUCGCGAUUUGGAUCCUGCCAAAUUCCAUGUGCGUGUAUGGACUGAGGAUGAGCUUUCGCGAAAAAUAUCAGCUCCUGCUGCAGCUGGAAAGCUUUGACUUAGAUCAGGUCGGCUGCAGCCAGAAGUUUGAUCGAGAUUUCAUCCAUGCGGCCAUCACGAAGUGGUACGGACAUAAGGACAUUUUCACAAGCUAUGUGCGCCGCGAUUUGAAGCAGGAGUUUGCCAAGACUCUGUCAGCCACCAGGCUUCCAAAUCGCUACUUGCUGCUGAUGCUGACUCCUAUCCUUAGCAUGAGCUUCGAGUUUUUCCUGGCGAACUGGAAGGGCGGUGCACCAGUGGAAGUUCUGAUUUCUUACUUCGUCGGCAUGUUCCUGGCAUUCGAUGUUUUCUGUACCGUUUCUGCAAUAUUAUUGAUGAUAUACCUUUGUGACCUUCUAGCUCCGAAGCGCUUCGGCCCCUUCGAUCACAUGCAGACCCUGGCUAUCAUCAUCGUCGUCACAGGUCUACAAAGCCUGGCGCACGAGGUUGCUGCAAUGUCGUACCAGAGCAGUCUUGAAGGGGCAUUCGGCAUCCUCGCGCUUGCUGUGAUCCUUGCAGCGUUUAUGUGGUGGUUGGAGGGCACUUCCAUCGCUAAUUUGGUCGGGAAGCUGCGGCGCCAACCAGACAACAAGAGUGAUGUGACCGAUGCUGAGGCAGCCGAGGAGUUGGUGGUCGAGUUGCGAGAGCAGGUGCGUGUGCUGCAGGCGCGGCUGGAGGAAGUCGCCAGCCCUUUGGGUUUCGACAUAGUGCAGUACUGGCUUGUCGUGCGAGAUUUCAGGGGCGAGGUGUUUUCGCCGAUCAAAGUGUGCCGCAACUUCAGUGAGUGUGCUGCCUGCUGCAAGAGGGGAUCAGAUCUCGGCGAUUCGAUCUUCGUCGGUCUGCCCGCCCGCCAGGAGGAAGUCGGAGGUGUGGACGGUGAAGCCCUGGCUGCCAGGGAUUGUGCCUGUGUGGGUGAGGGGUUCCUUGACCCUCUUGCCCCUCUUUGUGUGCUUGCCUGUGGCGAAGACGACGAAGGUUUUCCAGUUACGGUGCACUGCGUGGUUGUGGGGGACGUGCAAAACAAGCUUUUAAUAUGCCUUCCGGCGGCCGCGUGGCAUCGCAAAGUGGCCAAAAGGACAGUGCCUCGUGGGUUCCUCAGCAAAGUCAUAGCGGCAGAAGUUGCAACAGCGUCGGUGGCCGAUCGUGCGAUCGAGCUUCCUGGGCAAACGGUGCGUGUGUGGCUUGGCUUCUGCGAAGGAGAUGCCGAGCAGUCCAUACAGGUUUCGGAUGCCCCUCCUUCGGUCAACUUCGGAGCUCUUCCCAACGGCGAUCUGCUUGUGCCUUUUGCCGAGGCUUUGGCCCUUUUGUGGCAGCAUCAGGUGACUGGAAGUGCUACCACCCCGGUGCAUACAGCAAACGAGGGCACAGAGGUGCAGGGAAAUUUGCCGGAGCGCCUGGCUUCUAUCGAGCGUACUUUAGCCUCUCUCGUGCCUUCCUUGGGUCCGGGCGCCGAUGUGCCAGCGGCCCCGCAGCAGGUUUCUCGUGCAAAAGCAGGCCCUUCGGCCCCUCAGCGCGGCGUUUCGGCUGCGGCCCGCCCUCAGGAGUUAGGAGUGCCGGUGGCGUACCCCGGCUUGGACCAGAGUGUUGUUGCAGCUGCUCUGGCUUCAGGCGUCGAACCACACGUGCUAGGCGAGAUGAGUCGCUUGGUGGAGGCUCGCCCGCUGCACCGUCUGAGGGCGGAACCCGAGCGAGGAGCUGCCAUUCAGCGGCCUACCCCUUUGGACGAGUCAGAAGAGGAGGCCGAAGCAAUCGAGCCCGUGGGUGCAUCGGCCGUGGCCCUUGCCAGCACGCAACCGGCGAAGAAUCUGGAGCCGGCCGAAGCGUUUGCACAGGCGAUGGUUCGAUGCCUCGACUCUUUAAAGUCUGGGUCAGGCAAGCAGACAGCUCUCGACAGAGCUCUCGAUGCCAGCGGCGGUGGCUCCCUGGACGGUUCCCUCAACUCAGGUCGCCGGAAUGCAGCUGCUCGCAAAGCACUUCGAGACUCCCUCACUUCUGCUCCUCAGGAAAUCAGCAAGAUGAUCGAAUCCUUGAUGGCAGAGGACCUCAAUGCGAGCACGCCCGGCGCUGGAUCUCCCGUGCUUACUUCAACAAGGGCGUGGUUAGAGCACAGGAGUCGGAUUCAGGCUUUUCCAAGUAUGGUCCACCUCACAUGGGCCAUAGCUGGAGCCUUGGAUUGCAUCAGGGCCCAGAAGCCAGAACAAGCAAGGGCGAGGCUGAACAUAGCCCUCCUUCAAGCAGAUCAGUGCUCAAUCGACCGUGGCAGCUGGCUUCUGGCACAAGAACUGAGUCUGGAAUUGGGGCCCCCAAUGAGCUCUUUCAGGUUGCGGGAGGAGGCCGAGUUCACGGAUCGUCGGCAGAAGUUGUCGCACCGGUCAACCACCACCAACAAGGAGCAGGACGAGCAGGCAGCAGAUGCGAGCGACUAUGGACGAAUUGGUCACAAGGUGGAGGGCCAAGCAAAAACUUUGUGUGCAUUGGGCCGUGCUGCCGCUUCUGUUUGCAGGGGCUUCUCAGCCGGGUACUUGCCGCGCUCUGUUUCUGUGGAGGGUGCUCCUUCUGUGUUGGGGCCGCCCCCGGCUCAGAUCGUUGGCACUCUUCCGGGAAAACCGGACAUUGCUGCUAUGCCUAUCGUGGCCGACCGCGUGAAGCUUCCAGCGUGCCCGACUUUUGUGGCCUCACCUUACAUGGACCGCACGACCGCGGACUUCUUUGAAAAUCCGCUGCACCACGCCAGGGUUCCCGACCCUGCUGCCGAACGGCCUCCUUUCGUAAAGAUACUGGCCGACUCCCGGCAGAAGCUUUUGUUGUUGCAAGCUCUGGCCCGUUCUGGGCGACUCGAGCCGUUGAGCUCUGUUCCUCUUGAGCGUGAGGAUUGGGGCGCAGGCCUCUUCGCAGUUGCCAAAGAUGGUGCCAGGGAUCGCUUGGUGCUAGACGCACGACCAGCUAACGAGCUCGAAAACUUUCCCGGCAGGUGGGUGCACACGCUUGCCAGUGCUGCUUGCCUCGGGUGUUUAAACCUGCGCCCGGACGAAGUGCUGAUUAUGUGUGGCACCGACCUGCAAGAUUGCUUCUACCAGUUCAAGGCGACACCAGAGAGACUCGUUAGAAACCACCUUGCGUGCAAGCUGUCCCUCAGUGAAGCUGCCUUUGUGUUUGGGCGACCCGCUGACUCCUUUCAGGCUCCUGGCGGCUUUGUUUUGUGUGGGCUCUCAUCCCUGGCUAUGGGCGACAGUUCAGCGUGCGAGUUCGCACAGUGCAGCCACCUAGGUGUUUUCGCUCAGGCCAGAGUUGUGCAUGCAGGUGAGCUUUUGGUGCAGGCAGCCGCGCCCCCGAGGGGCCUACUGUCCGUCGGCCUGGUUAUCGACGAUUUGAUAGUGUUGCAAAGGUGUCUCGCUUCCCAGCUCCCGUUCUUUGCAGAGAACCCAGGUAGCUCGGAGGCCUCCACACGUCUGCGAAGGGCACUGGCCGGGUACGACUCUGCAAGACUCAGGUACAGUGACAAAAAGACUUUUGAGGAUAAGACACAGGCUUCGUUUUGGGGGGUCGACUGCUGCGGGGUUUCCGGACUCAUUCGUGCCAACCCUGCUCGGUACUGGCCGCUGGUGCUGAUCACCGUGCGAGUUCUACAGUUGGGACUUACAACCAGGAGCCUGCUUGAAAGCCUGCUCGGCUCUUGGGUAUCAGUCUUCAUGUUGCGACGCCGCAUGCUCAGCUUGGUGGAGUUGUGCUUUUCUGCCGUGCGUGGUGGGACGGCCCAGUCGAUCCUCCGCUUGAGCCCUGAGUUGAAAGCUGAGCUUUCUUCCUUCGUGUGCUUGGGCCACCUAGCGGUGGUUGACCUGCGUGCCCAGCCGCUCACUACUGUCAUUGCCUCCGACGCUUCCAGCUCUUGGCAGGCAGCGGUUUCAGCUGAAGUUGCGCAGCCCGUGGUUGAGGAGUUCCAGCGCCACUCGCUUCAACGAGGCGCGUGGACAAAGCUGCUCGCGCCGCCCAGCGCCUGGCUCAAAGAGCACAACCUCCUUGAGCCUGAAGCAGAGCUCCCGGGUGACUUCGAGUUCGUUGCAAACCCUGUCGCCGAGUGCCUCGCGAGGGUUCCGCAGUACAAAACUCGGUGGCGGCGCCGGUACACACGUCGCAUGCAUAUCAACGUUGCCGAGCUAGGCGCCUACCUUCAUGAGGAGGCCAGGAAGAUCUGCCUCGUGGAUUUUGAACCGCAGGUGCGCGCCCCUUCGAUGCUGAAGCCUGCUUGGUGGACUUCGCUUGAAAAGGGCGAGGUUCAAGGUUCGGAGGCUUUUGAGCAGGACGACCUGCUUCUGCUUGGUGGUUCUAGGCACGCAACUAGGUCAGAGGUCUCCAGGCCGAGGUUCGUGCAGCAAGUGGUGUGCAACAGCGGUGCAGCGAGCGCCGACACUCCUUCGUGGCUGCCUGGUCUGCAGGCCUUUCCAAUCAGGCAGUUCCUUUGCGAUGCGAAAAGGCCGUUGGAUUUGUCUGUGCCUGGGGCUCUUGAGCUCUCGCCCGCGCGGCGCUCGAUUUCCCGCGCAUUGCUUCGGUAUGGGGCCCCCUGGGUGCUGACUUUCGACUCGCAGCGGUCUGCUGCAGAAGACUUGAGCUCCGUGGACUUGCGUGCUCGGCUGGAGGCCUUGCUGUUGUCCGGUGCUUUUUCGGCUGUCGGUGGCUUGCCUUCGGCCUCUUCUUUCUCCCGGGCCAUUCGCCCCCCAGCGCGUUCCAGAAGCCAUCCUUUGGGCCUUUGGAACCUUUCUCCGUUCCUUCGUGCAAAAGUCCUUGCAGACAACUUUCUUGCCGAGUGGUUCUUGCAUAACCGAAAUCUGUGUGACAAGCUGCAGGUGGUGUACUGGGUUGGACAGCCGGACACUUCGCUGUGGUGGCUCCUACCUGGCUGGGAGGAAGAGGCUUGGGCACACUCGGCUUCUACCUUUCGGGCGGAUUUGUGCCAGUUUGGGUGCCGGUGGAGGAAGCGCACGCGUGUCGCGACCAACUGCUCCCUCGGCGGUGCGCGGUUGCUUUGCAAAGCUUCUGUCAGGCAUCUUCGCCUGGUUGGGCACUCCUCCGCGGCUCGGCUUCCUUGGACUUCUCUUGCCGACACGAUACCUGCAGGUUUCGCCGAUGCCCUGGCUGUUGGGCUGUGUGCAGCUGCUCAGUGGACUUCUGUUCGUCCUCUCGACCCUGCCGCGUGUGCCAAGCUCGGGUGCCUUUGCCGGGUUGGUGAAGCAAAGAAUCCUGGGCCUCGUCGCCGCGCUACCAAGCGCACCGGGGACCUCGAAUCACGUCCUCUUCAGUCCGAUACUUCGCUGUUCCUCGGCUCCUCUGCCUGGUCGGCCUUUCUGCGUUGGGUCUCCCCUUCUCUGUCUGUCGACCCGGUCAGUCUCUUCGUCGUGUGUCCUCUUUUAGCUGCCAUGGCCCUGCGAGCUUAUGGAAAUGAGCUCUUUCAAGCUGGUGGCUCGAAGCACACUUUCAGGUACACUCUGGUUGGUGCUCAAAGAGCGAUCAUUUCGCUGAAGGGCUCCCUGGGACCUGCCUGGGAACUUCUGUCGAGGUGGGAAGCCGUUGAACCAGUGAUACACAGGACGCCGGUUCCUGAGCCGCUGCUCUUGGCGAUGGUGACUCUUGCUUGGCUGAGAGGCUAUAAGCGCUGGUGUGGCUGUGCGUUGCUGGCCUUCUACGGAAUGGCCAGAGUUGGUGAAGUCCUAGCCUGCCAACGACGACACCUUCUGCUCCCCGAGGACCUCUUUCUGUUUUGCCCUGCGGUUUUUCUGCGCCUCGACUCUUCGAAGACGUCGUUGCGCGGAAGACCGAAGGUGCAGCACAUACGCGUUGAUGACGACCGAGCGAUGGCUUUGAUACAGACCGCUUUCGCUGACCUCGAGCCUACCGAACGGUUGUACCCUUUCAGCCCGAGUGCUUUUCGCACCAGGUGGGACCGCUCGUUACAGACGCUGGGGUUACAAGGCUUGGUGGCUGUGACGCCAGGCGGGCUCAGAGGUGGAGGGGCGGUCGCGGCCUACCACCGUGGAUGUCCGAUUUCGGACAUUCAAUGGAAGCUUCGCUUAAAGCAUAUGGCCACGCUUGAGCACUACCUUCAGGAGGUGGCCGCCUUAAGUGCCCUGGAAGGAGUGGAUGAGCAACUGUGGCUACGAAAAGCUCCACCUUUUGGGCUGCAGCUUGUGCUAAAGCACACCUUUCAGUGGCGGCUUUGCCUAGCUGACGAGGCAGCUCUAAACGAGCUGCAGAAGGUCACUGACCUUAGACUCGCCGUCACACAUCCGGGUAGCGAGGCCUCCAACCCCGCGCUGGCACAGUACUCGCUGAAGGAGUCCCCGCAUGUUGUGGAGGCUUCUGUCGCGGUCGUGGCUCAAGAAGGUCAGGACGCAGCCGCUGCAGCCAUGCCGCGGGAGAAGGUUUCCGUCGUUUGGUUCAAAGCCACAGACCUUCGGACUCACGACCACGAGCCUCUGAGCCUCGCUCAUGCAGCAGGCCUCCCUGUGCUGCACCUCUACGUGCUCGAUCCCAGGUGGUUCAAGAGCACGCCGCUGGCCGGCUUUCCGCGCACCGGACCACGGCGUGCUCUCUUCCAGUUGGAGGCGCUGGCAGACUUGAGCAAGCGACUUGAGGCAGCAGGGCAUAAGCUGUGCGUCCGUCGUGGAGUCUCGACAGCACGUGCCUUCGAAGAACUUUGUGAUGACUUCGAAGUUGCAGCAUGCUACGCCUGCAGGGAGGUCUGCCCAGAGGAGCUUAGACUGGAGCAGAAGGUGCAGGAGGUGCUGAAGGCAAAGCGUGCCGGCGCACUACAGCUUUGCUGGACCUACGAGCUGCACCACUACGAUGACCUGCCUGCAGAGGUGCGCAGGAAGGGGGCUUCCGGCUUCUCCGGCUACCGGCGUUGCUUCUCCGAGCGUGUCCACGUGCGGAAUCCUCUGCCGCGUGUGGACUUGACCAAGUCAAGUCCCGUUCACUGGCCACGUGCCGAGGGGCUGCCCUCCAGCGUCACUGACCUGGGCCUUGCCGCGCCGGAGCCCGACGACCGAGUGGAAGUCAGUUGGGUAGGGGGCGAAACCGCAGCCUUGGCAAGGCUAGAGGAGUAUUUCUUCGAGAGCAACGACAUCGCUUUGCAGUUUGUCGGUGCGACCAACUUCCCUCACGACGGGCACAGCAGCACGGUCGCGAAGUCUCAAUCGAAGCUGUCUCCCUGGCUUGCACACGGCUGCUUGUCUGCCAGGUACCUUUAUGCAGAGCUAAAGCGUUACGAGAAGGAGCGCCGGCAGACCGACUGCACAGCUCGCAUGGUCCACGAGCUCUACUUCCGCGAUUUCGUGCGCUUCAGUGCCCUCCUGAAAGGCAGUAAGAUCUUCAAGCUCGAGGGCAUCUAUGGCCGCCACCCGCCAGGUGGCUGGCUUCAAGAGGACGAGUUGCUGGCCCCUUGGUGCCAGGGGCAAACUGGGUUUCCCUUUCUGGAUGCUUCCAUGCGCGAGCUGGAGGCCACAGGUUCUUGUUGCCACGCAGGGCGUGAGGUUGCAGCAUGGUUCUUGGUGUGUGACCUGGGCAUCGACUGGCGGCUGGGUGCGGAGUGGUUCGAGUCCACUUUGAUCGACUACGAGCCAGCUUCCAACUGGUUUAACUGGGCAUUCACGUGUGUGCCGCGUGCCACUGGCGGCAACAGUAUCCAAGAGGAGGCCAAACCACUGCGGCCUCCACGGACGCGGCUGCAGACCUUGGAAGCCAUCUACUGGGCAGCGCAACAAGACCCUGACGGGGAGUACAUCAAGCUCUGGGUGCCAGAGCUCCGAGGCCUCAGAGGGGACUUGGCGCGGGAGCCUUGGAAGGCCACCUCCCAGGAGCCCGAAGAGGCCCCACGAGUGGGAUCGGCUCCGGAGGAGUGGCCUCCCGCGCUCGCAAAGGAGCGCGAGCGCAUCGGCUGGGCGCGGAGGACCUUCCCCGCCGGGGGCUCCCAGGUGGCCGUCUGGUGGGGCUGUGUGCGCGAGGGCGCUGCAUCUGCUGCUCCUUCAGGAACCACAGAACGGAGGCUCGACCCUGAUGAUGGCAGGGAGUAUACCUUGGAGGGCCUGAAGGAGAAGUACAGGGGCCAGUACAAACUGGAGGAGGUCCGCCUGUACUGGAAGAACACGUGUCAACCCCUCGAGGCCAAGAGAGACCCAGCAGAUGGCAAAGCCUAUACGUUGGCUGAGCUGCAUGUCAGGUAUCGACAGCAAUACACUCGGCAGGAGAUUGCCGAGUACUUCAAGUCCUCCUGUGGACCCGUGAAGGAGUGGAAGGGUGGCGCGGCUUCUGUUCCUCGGAAGACCCCUGCAACAGGCUGGCCAGAAGGGUAUCCGUUGCCGUUAUUGCCACCCGCGUCUUUCUUCGGUAUCGAUGAGAUUGCGGAGCAUUCCCGGCGUAGCCAGGCACGGAAAGCUGCGAAAGCUGCCCGGCUCGAGAGAGAGAUGGGCGGUGGCAGUAGGGUCGCAGGCUACGCAGUUUCCAGCUCAGAGCCUCGCAAAGAGAAAGAUCCGAAGCCCAAGCAGGGUCCUCGACGCUGGGCCAAAGCUGCACCGCGGGACUCCUGA